Messenger RNA from Caenorhabditis angaria, 832 nucleotides. The record is from the annotation of a GenBank genome assembly. NCBI's taxonomy places the organism in Eukaryota, Metazoa, Nematoda, Chromadorea, Rhabditida, Rhabditidae.
AUGAAUCAAAAAAUUGUUACCUCAUCUAAAGCGAAUGAAAAGUGAGUUACCCAAUUCUCAGUUAUCGACAAACUUUUCAAAAAUCAAUUUAGACCUGAGAAAACUUCGAGCAAUCCAAAAAUUCAUGUCAAAGAUAUAAUCUACUCUGAUUCUGAUACGGUAACCGAAUUUUCGAAUAAAGAAUUUCCCAAUUUUUCGCGCGAAGAUGAUGUCGGAAAUUUGAUAAUUGUGCGAAUUUUUGAUGAUAACUUUUCGGAUCCGAAAAUAGCGGAAAAUCUUGGCGACGAACUUCGAAGCCUUCAAAGAAAUUUCAAAGUUUUUUGCGCGCCUCAUCAAUCGACUUUGCUAUUUGCCAAUGAGAUCGAUAAAAAGCGGCAAGAUCGAAAUAUUCCGAAGGUGACUGCGAAAUUCGCAGAACCUGCGGCCAAGUUUCGAUUCUUGCCACAAAAUGAGAUACAGAAGAUGAAACUUGCGGCGGUGUUUAGUAAAACUUCGUGGAGUGCUAAAAAUAAUGAGACAUCUGAGGAAAUAUCGAAAAGAAUUGAGUGGACAUAUGAACAGUGCGUUUAUUUUGUUUGCCGCGAGACUCUAAUUUUUGUUUUGUAGAAUCUUUGCCCAAUUUUCCGACGUAGUUUUUGUCUGCGGUUCGAAUGUGGCUGAAGUUUUGGUGAAUUUCGCCAUCAAAAAUGCAAAAAUUCGCGCACCCCUUCAACAAAAUGCCAAAAUUCAAAUCGAUCAUUAUACAAGAAAAGUGAGUUUAAAAAAUCAAAGAAAUAAAACUAUUUGAUUUUUACAGAAGGAAGAAUGGAAAAGAGUGGCGAAACAAGGAUAA